AUGGGUUCUUAUAAUACAGAUUCACUUUGCCCCCAAAACUUGACGUUGAAGAACUUUGAAGGUCUUGACCUCGGAAAGAUGGACAAGGCCAAUGACUCUGGCUUAGCAUCAUAUGUUGCUGGUCAGAUUGACCGUACCUUAAGCUGGAAGGAUGUCCAAUGGCUUCGUCAGACAAUCACCAAAAUGCCUAUUCUUGUCAAGGGUGUUCUUACAGGAGGAGAAAUAGUUAUAAAGAUUCUAGAGAAAGAUUUAGUGAUCUCUUUGGUGUAG
Eruca vesicaria subsp. sativa (arugula) is the source of this 270-nucleotide messenger RNA. NCBI's taxonomy places the organism in Eukaryota, Viridiplantae, Streptophyta, Magnoliopsida, Brassicales, Brassicaceae. The record is from the annotation of a GenBank genome assembly.